Molecule: messenger RNA, 2652 nt
Organism: Acipenser ruthenus (sterlet)
Lineage: Eukaryota; Metazoa; Chordata; Actinopteri; Acipenseriformes; Acipenseridae
Product: cysteine protease atg4da-like
Exons: 11
Coding region: 528-1994 (488 amino acids)
Molecular function (GO): protein-phosphatidylethanolamide deconjugating activity
Source: RefSeq, a predicted model, not a curated record
AAAGGCGUUUUAUUUAUUUAUCGUUUCUGUGUUAAGUGGAGAUGCUGGCGGAUUGCAGAUUGGGUCACGGAACCGUUUUUGUUGCGUUUAAACGCUGAUAAAUAAGAGUUCGCUGCAAUUUACGGGUUAAAAAAAAAACAGGAAGUGUUUGUUGUAUAGUAUAAAAAAGAUAAACAAUUGAGAAAACCUUACUUGUAAUUCAUAAUUCAUAAUUCAUAAUUCAUAAUUCUGUGAUGCUUAGUUUAAACCGAAGGCAUAAUUUAUUUAAUGGUACAACCGGGCUGACUAUAACAGUAAGGCCGCGUCUUGGUAUAUUUCAAAUUAAUUCAAUAAUUACUAAUUACUAAUUUAUUUUUUAAAAGACAGUGUGUGUGUGUGUUUUACUUUACCGCGAGUCCUGACUGGGAAUUAAAAAAUAUGGACAAAUCCAGCCGUACGUUUUAAGGUGUGUGUGGAUAUGAGAAUUCCCGGGACCACAGCAAGGAUAAGAAGCCCUGCGGGGACGCUGGCCCCGUGACCUCAGCGGGAUGAACUCCAUCUCCCCCAGCUCCGCGCAGUACCUGGGGGCGAAUCCCGAGGAGACGCUGCCCCCCAUGGGACGGAAGGCUCGCUCGCACACCCCGCGCGCUGACGGGAAUCAUUUCCUGAACGGCGAGGAGAGCGGUCAGUCCAGCGAACCGGACGAGGUGGACCGAAUCAAAGCCAAGCUCAUGUCCGCCUGGAACAAUGUCAAAUACGGCUGGACAGUGAAAACAAAGACGCAUUUCAGUAAAACCUCCCCCCUGAUCUUGCUGGGACGAAGUUACACGCUUCAUCACGAAGAGGGUCUGGAGCGGUUCCGGAUGGACUUUGUGUCUCGGGUCUGGCUGACGUACCGCCGGGAGUUCCAGCAGCUGGAGGGCUCGGUGUUGACCUCGGACUGCGGCUGGGGCUGCAUGCUGAGGAGCGGGCAGAUGCUGCUGGCUCAGGGGCUGCUGGUCCACCUCCUGCCGCCAGAGUGGACCUGGCCGGAUGCCUUGCAGCUGACGGACGUGGAAAUGGAACCACUGAGAACACGCUCCCCCUCCCGGGCCGGCCCACUGCCGGCUCUGCAGCAGGUGUUCACAGUGCAGCCUGAACCAAGGAGGAGGGAGAGGGGGAGGGAGAGGGAGGAGCCCACCCGGGACCCCCACGCAGAGCAGCUGCACAGAAAGCUGGUGUCCUGGUUUGGGGAUCACCCCCUCGCCCCUUUCGGGGUGCACAGGCUGGUGGAGUGUGGAAAGAGUUCUGGGAAGAAAGCAGGAGACUGGUACGGGCCUUCUAUAGUGGCCCACAUCAUCCGGAAAGCCGUUGCGAAGGCCUCUGAACUCUCCAAGCUCACCGUCUACGUCGCUCAGGAUUGCACGGUGUAUAAGGGGGACGUGUUGAAGCAGUGUGAGCCUGCUGGAAGAGACGGGCUCUCGGGUCCCAGUACGGACUGGAAAUCCGUUAUCAUACUGGUCCCAGUGCGGCUGGGAGGAGAGACCCUCAAUCCCAUCUAUACAGAGUGUGUGAAGGACAUUCUCCGCUUAGACUGCUGUCUUGGGAUCAUUGGCGGGAAACCCAAGCACUCCCUGUACUUCGUGGGAUACCAGGAUGAUCACUUGCUGUAUUUGGACCCACACUAUUGCCAGUCUGUGGUGGACGUCACAAAGGACAACUUCCCCCUAGAGUCAUUUCACUGUAACGCUCCUCGGAAGCUGCCUUUCAGUCGCAUGGAUCCCAGCUGCACGAUUGGCUUCUACGCCAAAAACAAGAAGGACUUUGAGUCCCUGUGCUGUGCAGUGAUGGAGGCUUUGACGUCCUCGUCUUCCAAAGAGAAGUACCCCAUCUUCACGUUCGUGGAGGGGCACGGGCAGGACUACGGGCUGGACGAGCUGAGCACCCUGCCUCCCGCACACGCUGCCCUCCCCCCAGCGGCGGGCAAGCUGGGCAAACCCAAGAGUGCCAGCACUGACGACUUCGUGUUCCUCUGAGAAACCCUGCGCCCAGAACACUGCUGCCUCGCACAACUCCAACCCUUCCAUUUUAAUUUAUUUUUAACAACACUUUCUAUAUACAGGGAGACAAGGAACUUUGACCUUUUUUCCUUAUUUUUUUUUUUUUACACUAAUGAAACCAAAAGGACUUGCAAACAGGUUCUGGAUACACUGCGACAGUCCGAAGCCCGCGUGGAGUUCUAUUGCGUUCGCUGCCUCCGAGGGUCGCGCGCAGUUCACGAAAGCAGGAUCUUCAUCCUGGGAGGCGACGUGUGCUGAUUGGUCAUCCUUCCUUUUUUUAAGUUUAGGAAUCUCUUUUAUUUUUCCUUGUUUCCACAAGCAGAGGAGACCACGAUUAAACCCGUCCCGUGUGUGUUUCUGUGCAGCAAAUCAGACAAAUUAGGUUUUCUACUGUUGGAGCUGAAUCCAGCGCAGAUGUCUGUGCAGGAGCAGGGCCCCGAGCUGUCUGGAUCUUUCAGUCCGGUGGGCUUUGCUUUGUAAAACCAGCACAGUGUGCGAGACUCUCUCCAAUUGUGUCUUUUUUAAAUGUUUGCACCUGAUUUUAUAAUAUCUCUGCUGUUUGUUCCACUCGCUAUGCAGUGCUUUCAGUUACCAGUCACUGCAAAGCUUAUUAAAGUUUACCUGGUUAAAUCUG